Malus domestica (apple) is the source of this 567-nucleotide messenger RNA. RefSeq lists its product as uncharacterized. The record is from RefSeq and is a predicted model, not a curated record. Lineage: Eukaryota; Viridiplantae; Streptophyta; Magnoliopsida; Rosales; Rosaceae.
UGGUUGGGCCAGGAGUUGAUAAAACCCGGCCCAAAUCAGGUCCUCCUCCUUGUCGCCCGACCUGAACAAAAUCAGCUACCCACGGCUUCCUCCAUCUGCACAGAAAUAUGAAGAAAUCAAAUCAUUCAGUCCGCCAUGAUUAGCGUUCUUGCUCAGGAGCGUCUGCUGGGCGCUGCACUCGGAAGCAUACUCACGGGGAUCGUUGUGUUCGAGCAGCGCAGGUGCAUCUACAACUCCAUUUCCGGCGCCAAACCUCUACGAGUUUCCCAGAUUGCAGAGCCCAUUUUUGGAAGGAAAUCUCGUGCAGAGUUGGCGCACCUUUGGAACAAAGCUGUGGACCAGACAUUUCGACCUGUGAUCGAGUCUCUUAGUUCAUCUGGAUGGUAGAUAUACGCACUGCACUAUUUUCGUGACAUUAAUACGUGCUAAACUGAACUUGCCCCACUUUUGUAUUUUUGCAUAUUUUGAGCAACCAGACAUUGAUUUCAAAGGCAUAAUAAUUUUGCUGGCAAACUAUAUUUUUAUUUUUGAAUUUAUAUCAGUGAAUUAUGCUUGUCUUUCUCUUCA